GCCGCAGGCUCUGGUGUUGACUAGACGAGUCGAAUUUCUCGAGGGACGCCGCUUUAGACUCGGAAUGAAGCAUCUAACUCCAUCGUUACGUGCUUGGCGCAACGCAGCUGCCCUCGCCAGGCCUUACUCCCAAACGGUUGCCGCUUCGGUGGACGAUGUAAAACCGACAAGUGUCAAGCCUAAGCCUUUCAGCGAUGUUCCCAGGGUGCCCUCACUGCCGUUGGUUGGAAGUUCAUGGAUGUACUGGCGUCUUGUGGGAAAAUACCACCCGGACCGGCGCCACCUGGCGGCUGCGGACAUGUACCGUAAGUACGGUCCGGUGGUAGCCGAGCGCCUUCCAGGCCGAUACUCGCUGGUACACCUCUUCAGCGCUGACGACUUCAGGACGCUGUACCAGGAAGAAGGCAAGAUGCCCUUUCGUAUGGGGGCUACGGCCUUCAAGAAGUACCGCGAAAGCCGACCUCAGUACUACGCGAACAUCGGUAUCCUAAAUUUGCAAGGCCAGGAGUGGUACAAAGUCCGUUCGAAGACGCAGCCGUACACCCUCCGGCCGCGCACGAUCAUGUCCUACGUGCCCGGCAUGGAUCUGAUUGCCGAGGACGCCCUGCAGCUCAUCGAUAAAACGAGAGAUGACAAGAAAGAAGUGGACGACUGCUACACGAUACUGUACAGAUGGGCGCUCGAGAGCGUGAUGCUGGCAUCCGCCGAUACCCGAAUAGGCUGCCUGGCGGAUCCGCUUCCUGAAGCAUCAGACGGCGCGGCUUUCCUGCAAGACAUGAACGACGUGUUCGGCUGCCUGCAGAUCUUUGGGUACCGCUUCCCGUACUUCCGCUACUUCCGCACGCCUACCUGGCGCAAAUUCGAGAAGUCCAUGGACGCAUUCACCCUGCGACUUUUCAAGCACAUCCAAGAGGCCGCGAAUCGCCUUCAGACGAGACAGAGUGAUCAAGAGUACACUAUCCUGGAACAUCUCUUGGUGGAGAAGAAACUGGGCUUCGGCGAAAUACUUUCCUUCAUGAGCGACUUCAUAAUGGGCGGCGCUGACACGACUUCCAGCUCUGCUACAUUUUGCGUCUACAAUUUAGCGAGAAAUCCAGAAGCACAAGAAAGAGCACGCCAGGAGGUGUUGUCCGUAGUGGGCGAAAACUGUCGAGCUGUGGAACCUCAGCAUCUCACCAACUUGCCAUAUGUGAAAGCUUGCCUUAAGGAAUCGCUAAGGUUAAACCCAGUUCUCUCCGGCGUCUUCCGAAAAUUGGACCAUGAUGUCGUCAUGUCCGGCUACACCAUUCCAGCAGGCACACCUGUGUUCACGGAAAACUACGUUGCCAGUCAGCUGGAGGAGAAUUUCACCAAUGCGCACACCUUUCUGCCCGAGCGCUGGCUCAAAUCCGAAGAGCAGCGCGACGACUGGACCCUUCACCCUUACGCGUCCUUGCCCUUCAGCUUCGGCCCACGCAUGUGUCUCGGCCGAAGAAUGGCAGAACUGGAAGUCUGGAUUCUCCUCGUUAAGCUGCUGUCAAAGUACAAGAUUGAGUACCAUUACGAAGACAUUGGAUUUGUCGGCAAACUAGCCAAUGCACCGGACAAGCCAGCGAGGUUCCGGUUCAUCGAACUGAAGCCCGAAUCUUAAUAUAGUACUUCGAACAACUUAAUUAUAUUUACACUAUUAUCUUU
Molecule: messenger RNA, 1674 nt
Organism: Rhipicephalus sanguineus (brown dog tick)
Lineage: Eukaryota; Metazoa; Arthropoda; Arachnida; Ixodida; Ixodidae
Product: probable cytochrome P450 49a1
Exons: 9
Coding region: 65-1630 (521 amino acids)
Molecular function (GO): monooxygenase activity; iron ion binding; heme binding
Source: RefSeq, a predicted model, not a curated record